GGCGCGGCCUGCAGUGUACACCGCCUGUCACAGACACGCGUCUCUCGCUCGCUCGACUUGACGACCACCCGCAUCCUAGACGGCGUCGCUCAUCUCGUCACACAGAACCUCCGGCACCAUCUUAGCCUUUUCGUCUUUUUAAUCGAACGGAUAUAGCCGCGUUCUUUUUUUUUCCUGACACCGUUACGUUUAUUACGUACGACAAUGACAGAGUGCGCUGGACGCGGACGCUGGCUGACGGCCGUCGCUUGGCUGCUGACAGCGGCGACCGGCGUCGCCGGCUUCAACGUGGAUACGGAGCACAUGGUGCGCUUCCGAGGUACCAGGGGCUCCAUGUUCGGCUUCAGCGUCGCCGAGCACCGAGACCGCCAGGGAAACUGGGUGCUGGUCGGCGCGCCCAAGGCGGACACGUCGCAGUUCCAGCUCGGUGUGACGGAGGGCGGCGCCGUCUUCCGCUGCGACGUUCGCUCCGACGGCUACUGCCAGCCACUGCCCUUCGACAGGCACGGUAACAACAAGAACUCAUCGGGAAUGGACAUCGACAGGAAGUCACACCAGUGGUUCGGCGCCACCGUACACAGCUCUGGCGACGGUGCAAUCGUGGCGUGCGCGCCGCGGUACGUGUUCUUCCCGCCGACGGCGCCAGAGCCCUUCGAGGACCCUGUGGGCACGUGCUACGUGGCCAGGGACGAGUUCCGGCGCAUCACCGAGUACGCGCCCUGCCGCACCAGUGAAUGGGGUUACCAUCGACAAGGGUACUGUCAGGCUGGCUUCAGUGCAUGUUUGUCAAAGGAUGGAGAUCGUGUGUUCAUAGGAGCACCAGGCAGUUGGUAUUGGCAAGGAAGGCUGUACUCCGUUAAUGCAUAUGCAUCUUUAAAAUGGUCUCAUACAGUCUACAACUUCUCAUAUCCUCCAGGGCAGGUUUACUCACAGAGUCUAUAUAAUCGACCUGAUGUUAUUAGUACCCCUGAAGGUCCAAAACAGUCAGAUGAUUCUUACCUUGGAUAUUCGGUGGCUACUGGUGAUUUCACCGGGGAUGGAACCAGUGGUGCUGCUGUUGGUAUGCCACGAGGGAACAGACUAGUUGGAAAGGUCAUCUUGUAUUCAUCAUUCCUGCAAAAAGUUGGGGAGUUCACUGGUGAACAGAUGGGUGCAUACUUUGGGUAUGCACUUUGUGUAUCAGAUAUGGAUGGUGACAAAACUGAUGAUCUCGUUGUUGGUGCACCCCUCUACACCCACCUUCAAAAUAAUGAAGGAAAAUAUGAAACUGGCCGUAUCUACGUAAUCUACCAAAAAAAGGGAACGAACAGGUUUGCCACUCAUCAUUGGCGUGAUGGUGUAAAUUCUAAAUCACGAUUUGGCCUUUCCUUAGCAUCAGUUGGAGAUCUUAAUAAAGAUGGAUAUGGAGACAUCGCUGUUGGAGCUCCUUAUGAUGGCCUGAAAGGUGGUGGUGCUGUGUACAUAUACCAUGGAUCAGCUACUGGCAUUAUGAAAGAAGCAUCACAAGUUAUAUUUGGAGAAAGUAUCUAUAGUCAGAUAACAACAUUUGGAUUUUCACUUUCUGGCGGAAUUGACCUGGAUGGCAAUCAGUAUCCUGACAUAGUGGUUGGUGCAUAUGAUGCUGAUACAGCUAUUUUCUUCAAAUCAAGGCCAGUAAUACUCAUGGAUGCUGAAGUUACAAUUGGUCCAGAAUCAAAACUCAUAAGCCUUGAUGAGAAAAACUGUACUCUUCGAGAUGGUACACUAACCACAUGUACCACAGUCACAGCCUGUUUCGAGUACAGUGGAAUUGGUGUCAAUCCAGAACAUGAAUUUGAAAUUCAGCUUAUACUGGAUGCAAAGAAAAUGAAAAGUCCUCGAUUAUUUUUUCAUCGGAAUGAAGGAAAACAUAUGAAGAACUUCACUGCAACUCUGAACAAUAAUUCCAAAUAUUGUAAAAGUCAUGUAGUUUAUAUCAAGCCUGGUAUAAGAGACAAACUUUCACCAUUGGAAGUGGAAGUAAAAUAUAAUACAAAGUAUAGUAAACAAAGAGUCCAGCGUUCUUUGACACCAGUUCUUGACCAGCAUAAACCACUCUCAGAGCAUGAUUUUGUCAGUAUCCAAAAGAAUUGUGGCCCUGAUAAUAUUUGCAUACCAAAUCUCAUUCUUGAUGGUUUUUCAACUGUUACCAAAUACCUUCUUGGGUCAAAUGAAAGGUUAGAGUUGGAAGUCAAGAUUCUCAAUACUGGAGAAGAUGCAUUUGAAGCCACUUAUAACUUGAAGAUUCCACCUGGACUUAAUUACAGUAAAAUAGAGCGCAUUGAUAAAAAUGAGCGUGAAAUUCCAGUCCUGUGUUCUGCUCCAUCUUUACAAAACAAUUACACUCUAAAAUGUGAUAUUGGCAACCCUUUACACAGCAACAAGCCGCUACAUUUCAAAGUGCAUCUACAACCAUUCUAUAAGGAGGACCUGAAGUCACAAUAUGAAUUUGUAAUGGAGGUGAACAGUACAAAUCCAGAAGAGUCGAGUUCUACACUUGAUAAUGUGAUACGUUUUGAAGUUCCCAUAUCUAUAAGGACUGGAGUCUCUAUUAUAGGGGUGUCUAGUCCACAAGAGUUGUAUUACAAUACUACAGGAUACAAUGUUGUUAAUGUAACACGAGAAUCAGAAAUUGGACCUCAGCUAACACACACUUAUACUGUAAUCAACAAUGGACCAGCUGACAUUGUAGAGGCCGACCUGUACAUUCUGUGGCCCAUGUACACACUGGCAGGUGACCCUUUUUUCUACAUCCUGGAACAGCCUGAAGUUACAGGCCCUGUCGUCUGUGAGAAGUUGGAGGAGGUAAAUUCACUGCAGCUAAAGAUUGAGCAGAAGAAAAAAGGUAUAGCAGCAGCUUCUCAUCAUUCACAAUAUGGAAUGGUGGAAGUGGAAGGCAGCUCAGCUUCAGGAAAAAAGAGCACAGAGAAAUAUCACAAAACAUCGAGCACCAGUACUCAUUAUGAGACUUUCAGUAAUGGUUCACAUCAAAGCAGAACUCAGAUACAAGGAAGUAGUGGAAGCUUAGAAGAGAAGCAUAUACAGAAGACUGGUGAUAUUUUAGAACCCAGAAAAAGUGAUUUCGUGGGCAGUGAGAAACAUAAUCAACACACAAGUGAUAGUAAAAAUGUUAGUACUGGUGAAUCUGGAGCUGUUUAUUCGAAGAGUUGGGGUGGUCUUGUACCACACAGUGAAACACUGCAGGAAGGUAGUGCUGGUCGCCAUGAAAGUUACAAUAUAACAUCUCAUUAUGGACUGGGUGACAAAAUAGGGAAACAUAAAAAGAAGAUACAUACUUCUCACAACUACUCAGUCACUUGGAGAGAGAAUGAAAAACCAGUACAUCACUAUAAAAAUUAUAGUUUCACUACUUCUGAUGAUACUGGGUCCUCCUCUGCACAGUGGUCAAGUGAUGAUCAUGAUGAUGGCGAUGAUACUUACGAUUUUUCGGAUGGAGCAAAUAACUCUUCUAGCACCUUUCACAAAUUCACGUCAUCCUCUUCAUAUCAUUCCCUUAACAAUGGAUCUGCUCUUGCGAGUGACAGUCAUAUUGAUGAAGGAGCACAUGAAUCUGAGAGUGGAAUCCGGUUUAUCCCUGCAUGGCAACUUGCAGGAGGAAAGCCCACUCCAUCACCUGAUAAUUUUGAGGGAACUUUGCUUCAUGGUUCCACAGCCUCUGAUGGUCAGCUGAGGCACUAUUGGGUUAACAGCGGCUCAAACACAGUUCUUCAGCAGGGAAAACGUGCCAAUUUGAAUAAUUUAAGUGGCUCACAACGUGAGGUACAAGGAGGCAGCUCAUAUUAUUAUCCAUCUCCAGAAGUGAGUGGAGGUAUGACUCAAAGCAGUAUAGAAUACAGUGCAACUAGCAAUGAAGAUAAUGGGAGUGGUGUGAAACAGUAUAUUUCUCGCCAGUGGAGUAGUAAGCAUCCAGGAGCUACCAUUCACUGGGAAGAACAACACAAGAGUACAGCUGAUGGAGAGCAAGAUUAUGAUGAAGAAAAAGCUGAAGAAGAAGAAGAAGAUGAUGAUGAUGAUGAGGAUGAUUAUUAUGAUGAUGGAUCUGAAUAUACAGAAACAUACAGCUCUCAGAAGAAAACCAUCACUGCACAUCGAACUCCUUAUCAGCAAGAUAGAGCAGUGCCUUAUGGUAGGCAUAAAAGGGACCUGCAAGCAGAUACUGACUUUGAUCAGCUGCUUCAGUGUAAUUCCACAAACUGUGUACGACUAAAGUGUGUAAUCAAGAAAUUUACCAAAGAUCAGGAAGUGAACAUACAGAUACGCUCUCGAGCAUGGGUACAAACUCUUAAGAAGGUGGCUUCAAACAAACGACUUCGUGUAUCUUCACUGUUAGCAAUGCAAGUUACUCAACUGCCCUACAUUGGCAAGCCAUAUCGUCCUAUCAUUCGAAGUGAAGAAGUAUUUACUGAUGCUAUAUCAACAGAUGUACCCACGAAGCCAGAGAUUGUGCCUUUGUGGGUUGUAGUUUUGUCUGCAUGUGCCGGUGUUCUUAUAUUGCUGCUGUUAAUACUGUUGCUUUGGAAGUGUGGCUUCUUCAAGAGGAACAGACCAACUGACACACCAGAGAAAGAACCAUUGAAUCGUAAUGGUCAUUACUCUAAUGGUGAUGAAGCGCUGUGAAGGAUAGAAACAGAAGACAAGUAACCUGUUUCCUGUACCAGUUGUGGCUCUGGAAAUGUAGAACAUUUCUUGAGAAGACUGAUAAAUGUUCUGAAUUGGAACUGAAGCUCCACGCCAAUUCCAGUAUUUAAGUUAUUGAGGCAACUAAACUAAUCAGUUUUGAUUAUGUUUAAUGUAAAUAUUAAGUCAAAAGGAAGGAUAAUUAUUUUCAUAUUCUUCUAUGCCAGGUUGUAAUGCAUGCAGUCCCUAAUGCAUGUACAGAAUUUGGAGUUCAGUCCCUAGUGGAACUAUUAUUUUGUUGAUCGUCAAGCAGAUACUCGAAUAAUUAACAGUAACUUCCAACCUAAAAAGGCAUAAAAGAAUAUGGAUGUUGACACACAUAUGACAGUAUAGAUGAAAGAAUUACCUAUGGUUGUGUCAUAUACUUGAGAGUCUAAUAUGGCAGCUUUAGUAUAGCAGUGAGACUGGUAUGAGUUGUUUCUGUGUGUUUCUGUUUAACUGUAGCUAAAGAAGGGGUGACUGCAAAAAUCCUUCAUAAAGGAUACAAAAUGCCAAUAGUUAUUCUUGUGCAUUACUAUACCAUACAGAUGGUUGGUUGACUGAUUUAUUUGUUUGUUUGUUUAGUUUGCUUAGCAGUCCAGUUUUAGUGCCCAAGUUUUUUGUUUUUAUUGGUUUCACUUCUAUCACACAUUCUCUGUCCAAGCGACACAGAACAAAUAAGUCAUUCAACUGGUCAAUACACUGUUGCAUGAAUAGCAAAGAUUAAAAAACUUUUCUUGUUAUAAAAAUGUUCCUGUACACCUAUAAAAUGAUCUGUAUAACAAAGGUCUGUUAUUUCAUAUUAUUUGUGUAA
Schistocerca cancellata (South American locust) is the source of this 5509-nucleotide messenger RNA. Its product is annotated as integrin alpha-PS2-like. The transcript is spliced from 21 exons. Gene Ontology annotation, biological process: integrin-mediated signaling pathway; cell-matrix adhesion; cell-cell adhesion. Lineage: Eukaryota; Metazoa; Arthropoda; Insecta; Orthoptera; Acrididae. The coding region runs from base 205 to 4656 and encodes 1483 amino acids. Gene Ontology annotation, cellular component: external side of plasma membrane; integrin complex. The record is from RefSeq and is a predicted model, not a curated record. Gene Ontology annotation, molecular function: integrin binding.